AUGACUACUAGCUCAAAAUUAACACUUUCUGACGGAACUGAACUCUACUACAAAGACUGGGGUACUGGAGAACCUAUAGUAUUCAGCCAUGGUUGGCCCUUGACUUCUGAUGCUUUUGAAGACCAAAUGAUUUAUUUGGCACUGAAGGGGUACAGAGUGGUCGCUCACGACCGUAGAGGCCAUGGAAGAUCGUCGCAGCCUUGGAAUGGUCAUAAUAUGAACCAGUAUGCCGAUGACUUGGCUGAACUUGUCAAACAUUUGGACUUGAAAAAUGCUGUACAUGUUGGUCACUCGACGGGAGGUGGUGAAGUGGCAAGAUACAUUAGUCGCCAUGGUACUCUGAGAGUUCUGAAGGCUGUGCUUUUGGGUGCAAUUCCUCCCCUUAUGCUCAAAACGGAUGCAAAUCCUUCUGGAACUCCCAAAGAGGUAUUUGACGGUAUUAGGGCAAAUGUGUUGAAGGACAGAUCAAAAUUCUUCAAGGAGUUGGCAUUAUCGUUUUAUGGCUUUAAGGAGCAUAAUUCCGACACUGGGGGCUUAAUUGAUAGUUUUUGGUUGCAGGGAAUGCAAGGGUCCAUUAAAGCGCUUCACGAUUGCGUGGAGGCUUUCUCAGAAACCGACCAACAUGAAGACUUGAAAAAAAUGGAUAUUCCAACUUUGGUUGGUUAUGGUGAUAACGACCAAAUUGUUCCUCCUGGUCCUUCCAGUGAGGCGGCUAUCAAGCUUCUUCCACAGGCUACUGAAAAAGUGUAUCCUGGUGCGUCCCAUGGACUCUGUAGCACCCACAAGGACCAGGUCAGCAAGGACAUUUACGAGUUUAUCAAGCAGUAG
Molecule: messenger RNA, 828 nt
Organism: Meyerozyma guilliermondii ATCC 6260
Lineage: Eukaryota; Fungi; Ascomycota; Pichiomycetes; Serinales; Debaryomycetaceae
Product: alpha/beta fold hydrolase
Exons: 1
Coding region: 1-828 (275 amino acids)
Molecular function (GO): catalytic activity
Source: RefSeq, a predicted model, not a curated record